Tetrahymena thermophila SB210 is the source of this 2421-nucleotide messenger RNA. RefSeq names its product transmembrane protein, putative. Lineage: Eukaryota; Ciliophora; Oligohymenophorea; Hymenostomatida; Tetrahymenidae. The record is from RefSeq and is a predicted model, not a curated record. The transcript has 3 exons.
AUGAUGCUGCUCAAAGAUUUGGAUUUGUUUAACAGCCCUUUUGAGUUUAAAUUCUUUAACUAAGAUAAGAAAAUUAAGAAUAUUCUCAUCAGAUUCUUUUUUUCGAUUAUCCUGAUUAGUGCUACGAUAUCUUUUUUUGCUUAUCUCUUCCUCCUCUACUUUACCAAUUAAAUUAAUCCUAUUUUUUAAUCGCAACCAUUUUACACCAAUGAAGAAAAUCAGCUUUUACUUGAUAAUAAUUAUUUUGGAUUCUAGUUCGUUUAGCAUUCAAUAGUUUCAUAAACUAAUAAUUUUGUAUAGUAAAAUAACUUGGUCUUUGUUGCGUCAAUUCUUAUUAGAAAUUAGUCAGGAUCGCGCCUGAUUAAUCUUAAAACACUAGAUUGCACGAAUCAUAAACUAAAUGGAUAUAAAUGUAUUGACUUUCAGAAUUAAGAGCUGCUAUAAGUUAACAAGUUAUCAGGAGAAGAAACUCUCCUGCAACUCAGAGCUUAUAGAUGCAGCGAAGUUGAUAAAAUCAAAACAUAAGUAACUAAUAAUUGCACUUAAAUAAGUGCAGAUGACUUUCUAAAACAAACAAACUAUACACCUUAGAUACAGAUUAAUUUAUUAACAUUUUAAUAUAAUACUACAAGUUAAAAUAUGUAAAAUAAUUAUAAGACAAUUACACUAUCUCUCAAAAAUAAUAUUUAACUAAACUCAUAAAUCAGCACAACUAAACAAAUUUUAAAUAUUCAGAAAGGUCUAUUUUGGUAAGAGGAUUUGAUAUAUGAAAAUCCAUCAGAUUAUUAAAUUGAAAGCACUGUUUACAGUAAUUUUAAUUUAGACAGUAACUUAAUAACUGAUAGCAGUAUUGCUCUUAUAGAAAUAAAGCUAGAUAAUAAAAUACAAUACAGUAAAAUAAAAUUUGCUUCUAUUGUUGAUAUCGUAAAAGAAUUUAACAGUUUAGCUGUAUUAAUAGUAUUCUUAAUAGCAAUUGGAAGGUAUUUUGUUAGAAAGCUAAUGAUAGAGGACAUCUAGUUGGUAUUUUUAAGACAUAUUUACUAAAAUACUUAUCUAAAUUAGUUAGACCUGAAUUAAAUCUUCCGUAAAAGACAAAUUAGAAGUCUCAAGCCUCAGUCUCCAGAAGAUUUAACAGAGAAGAAAGAAAGCAUAAAUAUUCCAUCUAUUGUAACAAAAAGCAGAAAAUAUUUAGAACCCUUCCAGUACAUCUCUAAAAAUAUGCAAGAUUCUAUAGUAGAAGGGAAUGAUUUUAAACAUUCCUAUAUUUUAGGAAAUACUUUUGCUAAUAACCAAGCAGGAGACUUCUAAAAAAAAGAUAUAUUUGAGAAUACUGUAAAUAACUAUAUUAAUUCUCCUUCCAAAGAGCCUAUUUUGACAAACCCACUCUAAGAAUAAAUUUUACAACUCAGUGAAUCCUCCUUUCUACCAAACCCAAGCUCAAAUAUAAAUUAAAACUAAAAUGGAAAUGGAAAUUAUAACUUAAAUAAUACAAACAAUCAUUUGACUAAAAUUGCAAGCCAUUAAAACUUAAAUAAAUCUUCAAAGUACAUUAAAAAGGAUAUCUCUAUUAUUCCUGUCAGAAGAGAAAGCAUAAAAGUAAAAAAUAACCCACUAAGUCCUUUUAAACUUACUCAUUCUAUUAAACUUAAAGAGAACUCCAACAAUUAACAAUCGAUAGUCAGCAACAUAUUCUCAAAAAACAAUCUCGGCUAAUCAAAUUAUUAUUUAAAAACAUAAAACAAAUUGGACUCAAGAGGAGAUUAAAACUUAGACCAAAACAAUCCAUAAGGAAUCAGUUAAUUUUGUGUUCUAAAACUUGAAAAUACUGAGUCUUGUGCAGAUAACCUCUAUGCCCUUUAAAAUAAAAAUUUUGGCUCAAAGCUAAAAGAAGUUAUCUUCAAGAUAUGGAACAAGCCUUAAAAAAAAGGAACUGAAGAGUGGAAAAAAACUGAAAAUUUACUCAAAAAGCAAGUCGAAAAAAACUUAGAUAUCCUUCAAAUAUACAAAGAUUUAAUUAUCUUAAAAAAAGCUAUUAUGCUUCUUCUAAGCAAAGAGCAAUAUGCAGCUCUUUUACUAACAGGCUGCUCCAUAAACUAAAAAGACUUAUCAAACCCUCAGAACAUGACUGAUCAAACAUUCAAAAAUCUGAAUGAUAUUUAUACUUAAACAAUACCUCAAGAGUAUACUGCAAAUUAAAUAAAAGGGAAAUCUUACCAACAAAUUAUGUACGAGUCAUAGCAUAAUAAAAUGAUGGAAAAUUAUAAAGGUUAAUAAAUAUUUGGUCAUUUAGACGAAUAAUUUCAAAUCUAUGAAUCAGAAAAAUGGCAAUUAAAAUAUUUGAAAUAGUUUAUUAUGAAGUGUAAAGACUCUUAAAAUCUGUCUGAGUUAGACAAAAGAAUUUUGUCAUCUCUUACACUCUGA